AUGUCUAGAUGUAAUAGUAAAGUGACUCUCGCCAGAUGUCAGAAGUUCUUCAGCUGGUUCCCGGUUGUCUUUAUUUUCCUGAUAGUUGGAUGGUCUUAUUAUGCGUAUGUAUAUUCAUUAUGCAUAGUCCAAGUCACCCCUGUAUCAGCGAAAGUAUGUUAUCUCGUAUUCUUUCAUCUGUUGCUCUUGAUGUUUUGUUGGUCCUAUGUGAAAGCUAUCGUGACCCCGCCCAUAAGACCCCCUAAACAAUUUCAUUUAACCAGUAGUGAAUGGGAGACAUUGAAUAACACAGCGGGAACAGGUGCUGAUGCCAAUGUAAUGCUAGAGACAAUAGUAUCAGAACGUAAUCUUCCAGUUUAUCUUGCUGGCCCAGACGGAAGAAUUCGUAUAUGCAAUAUAUGUGCAUUGAUCAAACCUGAUCGAGCCCAUCACUGUUCUGCUUGUGGAUUGUGUCUGUUAAAAAUGGAUCACCACUGUCCUUGGACGAAUAAUUGUGUUGGAUUUCAUAAUCAUAAGUACUUUAUUGUCUUUUUAUCAUGGGGUGUGAUAUACUGCUUUUAUAUCGUUUGCACGUCAGCAUCAUAUUUUGCAGAAUUUUGGACAUCUGCAAACAAUUUCUCGGUUGACCGAUUUCAAGUUCUGUUCGUUUUUAUUGUGGCUGUUAUGUUUGGUCUUUGUCAGCUUGGCUUAUGCGCAUAUCAUUUGUAUCUAGUUGGAGUUAACCAAUCCACAUUAGAAACUUUCCAUCCUCCAAGACUACGUGGUGGACAACCAGAUAAGUAUUUGUUUAAUUUGGGAAUGAAACAAAAUUUUCAAGAAACAUUUGGAUCACGUUUUAUAUUAGCUAUGCUGCCUGUAUUCACCACUUGUGGAGAUGGUGUUAACUGGCGUUGGCGUUUGAACCAUUCUGUUCAAAAUAAUAACUUAGAAGCUGGUAAUGCGAAUUCACCUACGCCUUCAAUGACAAAAUUGCGCUGAUACUGAUUGAAAGAAGUGAAAAUAUAAGGAGAAGUCAAAAUUCGGAUUAUACUGCUGUACCACACUCUCUAAUGAAUGUAUUUUCCUUCUGUCUACUUCAUUUUCUGAAAUACACUAUAUAUUGAUUUCAACAUACUUGAUACCUGUAUUUAUGCGUGUAUGCGUACUUCUGGUUUACCAUGUCAAAGGAGCCUCACGUUGUUAAAAGAAAGUACCUAUCAG
Molecule: messenger RNA, 1200 nt
Organism: Trichobilharzia szidati
Lineage: Eukaryota; Metazoa; Platyhelminthes; Trematoda; Strigeidida; Schistosomatidae
Source: the annotation of a GenBank genome assembly